GCUGAAGACAGAAGCUUAACUCACCAAGCCACCCAGGUGUCCCCAAAUUGCAUUGUUUUAAUUGUGUCUCACGGCAGUUGAAGGAGAAGGGGCCACGCGGUUGGGCAGUGCGGUGGGUUGGAUUUACUCCGUGCGCAUGCCUCAGGUGUGGGCAGUAGUUGAGGCCUGGUGGCGCAGCUGAAGGCUCUGACCAUUCAGUGGUGCUGGUGCCAGCGGGUGGCCACCCAGUGUCUUCAGAUCUUUCUCCGCCAGGACGAGGAGGGAGUCUGCUUUCAGGCCUAUUGCUUUAUUGGCGCUCGGUCAUUCUCCACCCCCUUUCUGGCUUCCAUGGCUGUUUUGCGGGGGUGGCCACAGGGCCACUUGGCCCAGUAUUAGGAUCGUCACCUUCCGGGAGGGCCUCUGCAGCCAGCCUGCCUCCCCCUCAGGGGCCUUUCUGAGAUUUGUGUGGUUUUGCCUCUUAAAUGAAGAAAAAUUUUUUAAAAGAAAAACUUACAGGGCCGCCUGGGUGGCUCAGUCAGUUAAGCGUCUGCCUUUGGCUCAAGUCAUGAUCCUGGGGUCCUGGGAUUGAGCCCCAUGGGGAGUCUGCUUCUCCCUCUGCUCCCCCUCCAGUCAGUUGUUGGCUGGCAGAUGACACCAGCAUGUGCCCACAAGGUGCGCCGAGCAGGUACACCUGCCGUUGGGGGCUGCAUGCAUGGUGCUGGGCUGGAGGGUCCUUGCUCCAUCUGCUCUCAGCCCCCCGGAGCCUUGGACCCAGAUACUAAAUUCCUUUCCAUUCCCUGAGUUCUGCAGAAAGAAGCACGUUCAUUUCUCAGGGUUGCCUUUCACUGUUUGUUUUUGGCUUUCCUUGAUCUGCAACAGGUGAUUUCACCUGGAUGGGAAGAGUGUUGGACGGGGUGCUUUGCCCUGCCCCCGCCUUGGGCCCCCAGGCGGGUGCUUGAAAGCAGGCCCUGUUACCCCAGUGAUUUGCUGUCACCUGCUUGUUAGCAACUUCUUUUAUCUGGUGUCCUGAGAGGUGGUCUCUUGCUGUGCAUCAGACAGAGGAGUGUAGAGUUCUGUCCUGUGUUUUGUAAGUAGCAGCAUGCUGGCAAGAUUGUCACUUGGGAUAAGUGCCUAUACAUCCAUGGAAGUGGCAGCAUGAGGUGGUGUGCCUCCGAAUACUUGUCUUUCCAGAACAGUCCGUGGCAGUGCUGGCCCCAGGUCAUGUGCAGGGCGGCUCCCAGCAGGACCAGACGGGGAUGAGCUGGGUUGGUGUGGGUGUAGGCUGUGUGUGUGCGCGUGUUUGAAGGAGAGAGGGAUGGCUCUCAAAAGCGCUGUUGCAGAAACCACAGGCUGUGCAGAUGACCUGCAGGCUGCUGGUGGUUUUCUUUCUGGGGGUGCAGGUUCUUCUCACCAGCCCCACCCCCUUGCCCAGCAGAUGGCGUCUUCUGUUGGGGCCGUGUCUGGGCCAGCUGGGUUCCCCUGUGGGUGACUGUGAUGGGGUUGUGUUCUCCUGGGCGGGGGGAGGGGGGGCGGGCGGUGUCUGGUUGUGGAACCUUUUUGAAGAAAAUACCUUUUCUGUGGUUAAUUGAACAGCCAAGCGCUCGCAUUCCCACCUGACCCGUUGGUCCGGGUGAGCUGCAGACGGGCUCCCAGGUGCGUGUGUUUGGUGUUUGCCUGUCUUGGUAGCACCUCUGUGCUGCUUUAGUGUCUUUAAUAGGUUGUGUCUUAACUGUGAGCCACAGACUUGAGGGGUUGUAUUUCUUUUCUGAUGAUCAUGGAGUUAAAUUCCAGCCAGUGAAUGGAGCGUCCGGCACCACCUGUGCCUAGCUCCGCCUGUGCUUUGGGAAGCCACUUCCUGCUGUUGACUUUCUCUCCCACCCAGCUGUGCUUCGCUGGACGGGGUCUGUUGCAGGUGGACCAUCCUCCCGUGGUCUGUGUUGAGUUAGUUGCUGGGCUCUGGCUGCUCUGUGUUUCUGUCUCUGCAGUUCAGGAAACUGAGAAAUGUGCUCAAAGUGGGAAAGUGAGGCAGGCCGGAGGGGCUCUUGGGGGGUGGGGACCGCAGUGACAUCGCAGUGGGUGCUGCGUGCGUGUGUGUCCUCGUCCCCCACCCGGGAGUCUCCGUCCUGGAGCUCCUGCUGUCCCAACCCCCGAGCGCAGCCUUGAACUUGGUUCUCUGAUGGACCCCAGUGUGCUGCUCUGUCCCUCACGCAGCUCCUACCACCCGGGCAGGCCUGUGCUUCAAGAUGGAAGUCAACCAGCCUUUCUCUGGGUCCUGCUGAAACCGUUGAGCUGCUCCAGGCCUGUUGAGGCACAGACGACAUCCCCUGCGGGCGCUGCUGUCAGAUGUAGGGCACAGAUACAUGUCACAGAGCAAGCACACAGAGGCGCGGGAACUCAUGUGCUCAGGGGCACUGCUGUUCUUCAGCCACGGCCAACAAAACAGUGCUGCGGACUUGUCCAUGCUGGUCUUAGAGUCGCUGGAGAAGGCAGAAGUCGAGGUGGCCGAUGAGCUGCUGGAAAAUCUGGCCAAACUGUUCAGUUUGAUGGACCCAAAUUCUCCAGAACGAGUGGCUUUUGUGUCUCGAGCCCUGAAGUGGUCCAGUGGAGGAUCUGGGAAACUGGGCCACCCCCGGCUCCACCAGCUGCUGGCCCUCACCCUGUGGAAAGAGCAGAACUAUUGUGAGUCCCGGUACCACUUCCUGCACUCUGCGGACGGCGAAGGCUGCGCCCACAUGCUGGUGGAGUACUCGACCUCCAGGGGCUUCCGCAGCGAGGUGGACAUGUUCGUGGCCCAGGCUGUGCUACAGUUUCUCUGUUUAAAAAACAAAAGCAGCGCAUCGGUGGUGUUCACAACGUACACACAGAAGCACCCGUCCAUCGAGAACGGCCCUCCGUUCGUCCAGCCUCUGCUCAACUUCAUCUGGUUUCUGCUGUUGGCUGUAGACGGAGGCAAACUGACCGUAUUCACGGUGUUGUGUGAGCAGUACCAGCCGUCCCUGCGGCGGGACCCGAUGUACAAUGAGUACCUCGACAGGAUAGGACAGCUCUUCUUCGGCGUGCCGCCCAAGCAGACUUCUUCCUACGGGGGCUUGCUCGGGAACCUUCUGAGCAGCCUCAUGGGUGCCUCGGAGCAGGAGGGCGAGGACAGUCAGGACGACAGCAGCCCCAUUGAGCUCGACUGACCCCGCCCGCCCGGCCUGCAUGAAGACGCCCUGACCCCGGGCCCUCACACCCGGGGCUCCCGUUGUGAGGCAAUGGCGGCCACGCGGGCGCCUGUGAGCCGGCCCGGGGCUGCGCGGCCUGCUGCGGCUGGGCUGGCUGGGCUGCACCUGCACCUUCAGACUGACCCACAAUAAAGCACAGGCCUUGCCGCGCUACCACCCUUUCCCUGUCCUUUGUGUCUGGUUUGCUUUGGGAGGCGACCCGGCGUGCGGCGCAGGCCCGCAGGCCCGAUCCCGUCGAAGAUGGUGUAGGGGGCGGCUGCCGGUGGCCCGGAGAGCAUCUGGGCGGCCGCUCUGGGGCACACCCUGAGGCCACGGUCAUUUGGGAUCAGGAGUCCUUUCCACGUUUCGUAAUGCAGUAUUUAUUUUCAUUGGGUGAUUGGUUCCUUUGACCUGGCAUUGUAGGUUUUAACCAAAUAACCAGGAGUGAGCAGAUUUGCCCUCUCUCACUGACGCUAUACCAGAGGUUCCCAGAGCAAUGACGAGAGGGGAAACACUUUAUUUUUUCACAAAUAAGAGUUGUAGAUUAAUACACAGUGAUCAUGCAUGGGAAGGAGUUGAGAUACACACUUUUAUUGACUGUAAAAUGGAAUUUAAAGGAAGGUUUGUGUUACUUGUUGAGUUGAAAUAAAUCCUUUAUACUGGG
Molecule: messenger RNA, 3846 nt
Organism: Callorhinus ursinus (northern fur seal)
Lineage: Eukaryota; Metazoa; Chordata; Mammalia; Carnivora; Otariidae
Source: RefSeq, a predicted model, not a curated record